CCAUUCCACGCUCGUGUUCAAGUCAAAUUACCUAGUCUGACUCCAGUUUCCUGGUAGCUGUAUAAAGGUGCCCCUGCUGUGGCAGUUCCCCAGUUGCCAGUGCACGUCGAAGAUGAGGCCUCUUCUGGUGCUGCUGCUUCAAGCUGCUGUGUGUGCUGCUGUGGCUCAGGCCCUGCAUUGCCAUGUGUGCUGUGGCCAUGAGAACUGCGAGUCUCUAGUGGAGUGUGCCCCAACGGACAUGUACUGUGUGAUCACACGGGCGACCAACCCCGGAGGCAUGCUGGUCAUGAAGUCUUGUGCUCCAACCUGCCCCAACAGCACUGUGUCCUCAGAUGGCCGUGCCCUGUCCAUUUCGUGCUGCCAGAACACCCGGUGCAACAGUGCAGCUUCAGGCCUAACAUCCAGUUUUGGAGCCCUCUGGGCCAGCUCCUCAGCCAGCCUGCUGUGGGCACUGCUCCAGGUAGCCUGGUGAAGUCCAGGAUAACUGGGCUCUCCUGUUGCCCCUUCAAGCUCUUCAAGGUGAAGUUUCUGCCCACUUUCUCUUCUUUCUCAAUUAAAGCUUUUGGCUAUAAAUUA
Messenger RNA from Cavia porcellus (domestic guinea pig), 576 nucleotides. RefSeq names its product secreted Ly-6/uPAR domain-containing protein 2-like. The transcript is spliced from 4 exons. Gene Ontology annotation, cellular component: plasma membrane. Bases 113 to 472 code for a protein of 119 amino acids. The record is from RefSeq and is a predicted model, not a curated record. NCBI's taxonomy places the organism in Eukaryota, Metazoa, Chordata, Mammalia, Rodentia, Caviidae.